UACGCCGGCUCGACCGACAGAAACAUAAGUUCGCGGACAGGUUCGUGGGCAGGUUCGUGGGCAGGUCCGCAGCACCACGACCAAACACCACAACGACAGCAGAAGUUGCAGUGCCAGUCGCCGCCGCCCAGCGACAAGCCCCCCCAGCAAGUGUCACCCGGACGCAGGCGCAGCAGCCGGUCGAGGAAGCCGCAGCACCCGAUCCCGCCCUUGCCGGGAGGAAGGCACGCACAGUGGAGAUGAUCAUCUUGAUGAUCAAGAAGACCAAAACGGUCAGGGUCGAUCACGUCGACCAUUUCGAGAGGGACCUGGAGAGCGGGUUCGAGAGGGCAGAAGAGGCGCUCCACGAUUUCGUGGGCAUGAAUAACUGCCCGCUGAAAAGCGGGUCGGGCAAGUUCAUGGUCCAACGGGGAAAGUGUUCGGAAACGGGCAAGCGGUACGUGCGGAUCUUGCACAACGGGUUCAAAAACAUCGAGAUGGUGGAGAAAUUCCACGUCGCCUCCUGGAAGAGCAGAAAGGGGUGGGAUCCGAGGCUCACGGCGUGCUACGAUGCUCUGGAGGACGCGACCUUGUCGGACCACUUGCGGGGCAAGGACAAGGACAAGGCAGCAGAAGCGUCUGGGGCACAGGCUGGUGUUUCGGCCGCAAGUCCUGAUGGCGAAAUUGUCACCAUCCGGGGACCACAUCCUAAAGGCAACUUCACAUUGUGCGGAGUCCGGGCGUCCAUCGACGACGCCAAGCAUCGACGCCAGUUUACAGUGGGCGGCGUGCUAGAUGUAGGCGGAGAGGCGUUCGCACUGACGGCCUGGCAUACGAUUUGGGAAGGUCCAGGGUCACAGGCGAAGGAGAGCACUGUCGAGGAAGUGGUGGAACAACUGGUGGGAGAGGGCGCGGUCGCCGAUGACUUCGAUGCUCCAACCAUCGUCGCUUCGCAGAGCAGCCGCCCGGGCUCCGGGGAGGGGCCAGGUUCCGGCAGCGGCCCUGACACAGUCCCGUUAUCCAAAGGUGACCCAACCGCCCAGAAGCCGCCCCAGUAUAGGGAUGUGGACCCCCCCGAAUGGCGCAUCGGGAGAGUUGUCAGAACAGGUGAAGAAUGGGCCCUCAUCCGCAUCGUGGAUCAAUCGUUUUGUCUGCCGAACUGCAUCGAGCUGGAACGCAACGAUCGUGCCGCUGGUAUACGGCGGUAUUAUCUAGACGGUGUGGAGGAGCCGGUGGACAGGGAAAGACCGAAGACUGUUCACAUCGCCUCCGGCAUGGGUGGCGCGGUUGAGGCGAGCAUUUCGGGACGCCUUUCGCCCAUGCAUCUCGACUCCGGGAAGCGAACCAGGGUGUGGACAGUCACAUUGAGCGACGGCAAAGCCCGACAACUUCUACUUGGAGAUUCCGGCUCGUGGGUAGCAGACCCGGUUGCCGGUACGAUUUACGGCCAUAUCAUCGCCCGCGCUAGCAACUUUGCAUGCGUCUUACCGCUACGCACGAUCAUGGACGAGAUCGAAGGCUCUCGCUUGUUGCCGCCCUUCACCUCUCUGGUCAAAGUCGGUCACCACUGGAGCGGGGGAUUAGGCGACAAGUAUAUCAAGGAAGCACUCGGAGACCCGGUCUUGGAGCAUCCUGGGGACUGCACGUUGGCACGCAUCAUCCGCGAACGGGGUUCGCGGCCCUUGAUUAGUGGCCACCCUUGGUCCAGCCUGCCACCACAGACUAUCUUCUUCGCAGUUGUGCGCGACUUCGGCUCCUCGGUUCCCUCGCUCGAACAGCUAACGGCAACAGUGAAAGGUCUUUUGGCAACUGACCGGAAGAUCCACCCACAAGAGGUCAAGAUGCUGGCACGCGAUCUUGGCCUACCAUCAACGGAGGAGCCCUGGCGCUUCAUGGACGGCAUCAGCUACCAGGGCGACGUUGCCGAUGCCUACCUCAGCAUCAGGGUCGACAAGCGUAGUGAGUUCUUGGCAAACCUGGACGAGAGGGACCUCAAAAGGGUUAGGCGCGAGUUGGAGCGCAUUAGAAAGACCCGGGCAAGGUUCGAGACCUACGAGGACAAGAAGACGAUGCUUGCAGCGCUUAGGAAAGCCCAAAGGGAAUGGAGGCGCGAGGUCGCUGUAACCCUGCCGAAACGCUAUGAGCAGGUAAAGAAGUACACAACGCCGGGGCGACAAGACAGAUACGCUGCACUUCUGCAAAGGCUGCAGGAUCACGCGCAUGUCUGGUUGCUAGCAGACCUCGCGGAAACAGAUUCUUCUGGCCAGGGGGCCCCAGGUGUCCUACCCGGAGGCGGCCACGGUCCGGAACUCCUGGGGCCCGACUGCGGCUUCAAGGCUGGCGCCAUGUACUUCCAGCCUCUACCCGGUCCCGACGGGGUCAUUUGGGAGGGUUGCGACUCGAAUCAUGCCUGGUUCGGCGGCAGCAAAUUCCCUAACCAGAAGAUUGCCGCCCACAAGCUGCUAGAAGAGCACGAGGGUAACCCGCUAACCGAGCGUAAGGGCGAUCGCCUGCGCUGGUUCCACUUCCCGACGAAUAACAUGGGCUGGAUCGAGCAAGCUAUGGCGAGAUAUUAUGGCGAGGACAAUGUUGUCCACGACAGGCACGUUAAGCCUCACUCCAAAAUGACACAGGCCGAAAGGCUUUUCUACCGGCAUGGGCAGCUCCACGGGAGUGGCGAAAAAGCUCCAAUCCAUGCAAAAUACAUGCAAUCCAAAUUCUUCCUAACCCCUCGGGGGUCACCUGCGGCUACAGAGGCGCCCGCUCAGGACAUAAAAGGGAAGAAACCGUGCCCGCCCCCGCCGAAUCGCACCAUCUCUGGUACUCAUCAGAAGGCCAUGAAAAACAUGGCGCUGUUUAUCCCGUACCUCCACUGGGAAACUAAUGGCAAACGGGCUAAGAUGGUCGACGCCAUCAACCACGCAUACAACAUGCCCGCGGCCAAGAAGGAAAAGAGCGCCAAGAAGACGGCCGCCGACUUUGUGACCGUCAUACAAACCGGCGUAAAAGUCGGCAAAUCCAAGUCGUGGCAAAUCAAGCACAGCAAAAACGGGGCAUUCUCGGGAGAAGCCUACAACCCGACCAAGCUCGGCGAGUACCUUAUGCAGCUGGCGUGGGUGGCCGAAGCCAUGGAUAGCGAAAUGGACGAGCAGCUGCUCAAGGAGAACCUGCACAUCCGGCGCACGCUGUACCAGUACUACUUUCCCACGCUCGAUAAUACGUCGGAGCGCGACAAGGACCAGGUCGUUUACCGCGACACGUUACGCAGCCCGAGCACCCGUGUCGUCAUGGUCGACCAGCUGUGGCUCUGGGUCCUUGACGAUCACACCAUCAUCACGUCGUUCCCUCGGCGAUGGGGGAGAAACAAGUCGGACCCGUCGGAAGUGCACAAGUGCAUUAGGGAGCGGCUAGCGAACAACCGCAGUAUUAGCUCUAUUUACCACUUAGCGCUAAUUAUUAUCGACCAGUGCUCGGGCGUGUUCUUCGACUGGACCGAAACGCUGGACCAAAAGCCCGAGGUUAUUAACAUUUUUGGGUCUGCCAUUGGAUACGUCACUGAACUGACCGCCAUCGCCCACGACACCUUCUGGCGGAACACGUUGCUCCACUCGAGAAACAUCCUCCCCUCGGGGCCAAGCCCGAGGUCGUCGUUAAACCAGUACCGCGAGAGCAGGAACACGAGCCAGCGGUACCUCGACAUCAACACGGAGGGGACGCUGCUGCGCGAAAGUCGCAACAUCGCCGAGGAGCUCAGAAUCAUGCACCGCGUGUUUCGCCAGCAGUUGCAGGCCGUUAAGGAUUUUCGACGUUACCUGGGCCAGCUCGCCAGCGGCGAGGGGAGGUACGGCCGCGGAUCCGCAGAGCAGACGGUCCAGUCGCUGGUCCGGAGCCUCGCGGACCUGGUCCGGGAGGAGACGGGCGCAAGGUUUCGAACUCAAAGUCCUCCCACACUCACCCCGGCCCCGACUAACGGCAACGGCAACGGCAACGGCGGGGCAGGCGGCAGCUCGUGGUUCAACGACACGCUGCAGGAGGCCGACAUACUGGUGGAGAGCAUCGAGAGCAGACAGGCUGAAAUCCACGACCUUGAGGAAUCGGCCCUCAGGACGUGCCAGCAGCUCGAGGGCCUGCUGACGCUCAAGCAGCAGCAAGCGAGUAUUGUCAAAGCCAAGGCUGCUUUUGCCAGGGCGAGCGAGAGCGUGAAACAGAGGCGGGCUAUUGUGGCCUUUACCAUUGUGACCAUUAUUUUCCUGCCCCUCGGCUUCUUUGCGUCCUUUUUCGGCAUGAACAACGCGAUUAGCACCGAUAACGCGUGGAUGUCGCUCAAGGAGCAGAUCGGGUAUAUGUUCGGCCUCUCCUCGAUCGUUAUCAUCAUCGCCGUCUCCAUCACCUUCAGCUCGUGGGUCCGCGCCCUGCUGACCUACGUGAUCCACGUCCCCAUCCUGCUCCUGGCCGAGGCCACAAAGUUCCGCCAGCUCUGGGACGACCACGUGGUGGACGAGGCCGAGCUGGAGAAGCGAAACGGCGCAUUGUUGGACAGUUUGUCCAGGAAGAGGCGGGACCGGACGGAGCAGGGGAGAAGGAAGGAGGAGGAGAGGGCUGCAGCGGAGACGAGAACGGGUGCGGGUGAUGCGGGUGGUGCGGGGCCGCCGAAUCUUGACGGGAGCGCCGCCGCGAGCGGUGGGAAUGUUGGAGGGAGGGGCGGGCGGCGUGGCUCGUCGGUGUUUGGGCUGCUUUCGUUCCGCCAGAGGAACCGGAGGAACAAUAGCGUGGACGAAGGAGGAGGUGUUUAAUACGGGGUUGAUUCCAAGGUUAACUGGAUACCUUUAACGGGUUGGAACAAGGUGUCGGUAUUGGAUAAUGUAAUUCUACCUCAGGUAUAUGUACCCCCGAGGCAAAAAAAAUGUUAGUGUAAUGACGCUUUGGCUAUAGCGCUCGGAUUUCGCUUGAUCGGGGCUUUUAUAAGCUUACUAGUAACCCUACCG
This is a messenger RNA of Gaeumannomyces tritici R3-111a-1, 4964 nucleotides long. RefSeq lists its product as hypothetical. Lineage: Eukaryota; Fungi; Ascomycota; Sordariomycetes; Magnaporthales; Magnaporthaceae. Gene Ontology annotation, biological process: metal ion transport; transmembrane transport. Bases 240 to 4772 code for a protein of 1510 amino acids. Gene Ontology annotation, cellular component: membrane. Gene Ontology annotation, molecular function: metal ion transmembrane transporter activity. The record is from RefSeq and is a predicted model, not a curated record. The transcript is spliced from 9 exons.